GACUACUUCCGGGGCAGGGGCUGACUGAUCAGUGAAGUGGUUUGGGGGAAAGUAACCAUUGUUGUUAACUGGGUCGAUGCUGUAGAGUUUAACUGCAACUUCUCUACAGCCUUACCAGAGCCACAGGAGUGGAGCUUUUGGUGUGUCAUGAAAGAAAUGUCAAGCGGGCAGCAGCCUCAGAAACAUUAUGGCAUCACCUCUGCCAUUAGUCACGCACCCCCGAGAGAAAUAGACAACCAAUACACAAAGAAACUCAGCGAUGCUAUGAAACCAUUCGGGGUGUUUGAGGAUGAAGAUGAACUAAACCAUAGACUUGCAGUUCUCGGGAAAUUAAAUAACUUUGUUAAAGAAUGGAUAUCAGAGAUCAGUGAGUCUAAGAACCUUCCCCCAUCUGCAGUAACUAAUGUUGGGGGAAAGAUAUUCACGUUUGGUUCUUACCGGCUCGGGGUGCACACAAAAGGAGCUGAUAUCGAUGCCUUAUGUGUGGCUCCUCGUCAUGUAGAGAGGACUGACUUUUUCUCUUCAUUCUUUGAGAAGAUCAAACUCCACGAAGAGAUCAAAGACCUCAGGGCUGUGGAGGAUGCCUUUGUACCAGUGAUCAAGUUCAAAUUUGAUGGAAUAGAGAUUGAUCUGCUGUUUGCCAGACUGGCCCUGCAGUCCAUACCAGACAACCUGGACCUGAGGGGCGACUCCAUGUUGAGGAAUCUUGAUAUUCGCUGUAUACGCAGCCUCAACGGGUGCAGGGUGACAGAUGAGAUCUUGUACCUGGUGCCAAACAAGGAGAACUUCAGGCUGACUCUGAGAGCAAUCAAACUAUGGGCCAAACGUCGUGGGAUCUACUCCAACAUGCUGGGUUUCCUGGGAGGUGUGUCGUGGGCCAUGCUGGUGGCCAGAACCUGCCAGCUCUACCCCAACGCUGUGGCUGCCACCUUAGUCCACAAAUUCUUCCUGGUCUUCUCUAAAUGGGAAUGGCCAAACCCGGUGCUUUUGAAACAGCCAGAAGACAGCAAUCUGAACCUUCCAGUGUGGGACCCCAGAGUCAACCCGUCUGACAGAUACCAUCUGAUGCCUAUCAUUACACCGGCCUAUCCCCAGCAGAACUCCACCUACAACGUCUCCACCUCCACACGCACCAUCAUGAGCGAGGAGUUCAAAUAUGGUCUCAGCGUCACGGAUGAGAUUCUUCAGGGUAAAACGGAGUGGUCGAAACUCUUUGAGCCGCCCAACUUCUUUCAAAAGUACAAACAUUACAUCGUCCUCACUGCCAGUGCAUCAACAGAAGAAAAUCACCUGGAGUGGAUUGGCCUGGUGGAGUCCAAGAUCCGAGUGCUGGUGGGGAACCUGGAGAGGAAUGAGUACAUCACCCUGGCCCACGUCAACCCCCAGUCCUUCCCGGGCUCCAAGGAAAACCGUAGCGAGAACGACUUUGUUUCAAUGUGGUUCAUCGGGAUUAACUUCAAGAAGGUGGAGAAUGCAGAGAGCGUGAACAUCGACUUGACAUUCGACAUCCAGUCUUUUACAGACACAGUGUACAGACAAGCCAACAACAUCAACAUGCUGAAGGAUGGCAUGAAGAUUGAAGCCAUGCACGUGAAAAAGAAGCAGCUCCACCAGUACCUCCCCCCCGAGCUGGUGCAGAAGAAGAAGAGGAGCAUAGCGGAUCUGAACCGGAGCUCCAACGGCAGCAGCUCCAAGCGCCUGUCAUUGGACAGCAGUCACCUGGACUCCUCAAGAGACACAGACUCCGGGACCCCCUUCAGCUCGCCCACCCCCACCUGCAAGCCCGCGACCAAGGCGGACAUCGACGGCGGCUCCAGCCCCCCACAGCCCCAGCUGGUGGAGGGCUCCCCAGCUCCCAACGCCUCCCCAGCCCCUACCAACCAGGGUACCUCCACCCCCGACACCAGCUCAACAGUCGUUGCCAACGCCCCAUCGCCACCCGCCGCCUCCCCCCCGCCCGCCGUGACCAGCGGAGACGUGGAGCCCAGUGCCGGCAGCGGUCCUGGCGAGGAGCCCGCGCCCCUCGACGAUCAGCCCCGGGUCGACGCCCAGCCGCCCCUCAACGGAGCCCCCCCCGCCGCCGCCGCCACCACCACCACCACCACAGCCCCCUCCAAGAGACCGCACUCACCCACACAGGAGGACCUGGCCAAGAGGCCCAAAGACCAGGAGCAGCCGGAGCUCAACGACGACUCUGCCUUCAAGGAGCCCUUCCCGCCAUCGUUCGACCCACUGGCGCAGGGAGACUCAGCAGUAAACGCAGAGUCCAAAGCCAAGCCCAUUCCAACCAUAGACGCUUCAAGAACUCAGAGGCUUCCCAGCAUGGAGCUGCCCGACGCUUCCUCCCCGCUGCCCGCCAGCCAGAGUUGUCGCGUGGUGAAGAACUCGAUCAAACUGGCCCUCAACCGUCACAACAUUUCUCCUCCCAAACCCCCAGUGUUCGAGGGCUCCCUGACCACUGACCUCCCUGCUGCCAGUGAAGAGAAGGGCAUGUCCAUUCCUGUCAUUGGCUCAAAGCACAUGCCAGUGAAGCACGUAGCCCCGGCGGCGGCGGCGGUGGGGAACUCCAUCCCCACGCUGGUGAGCAGAGGCCCGGACCCCAUGAACGGCGCUCCGUCCAAGAGGCCCCACUCGCCCACCCUGGAGGAGCAGGCCAAGAGGCUGAAGGAGACGGAGAAGGCCCGCAUCCACAUAGCCUGAGCACUCGUAGACACCCAUACAUACCCCAACAGGAACCUCUAUAUAUGUUCAUAUGUAUAUCGAGGUAUAUAUGGACCUAAUGAUCACCCAGGAUAUAUGUGAGUAGGGCUCUGCACAACAAGGCCCAGACAACCACAGAUGAUCUUUUUUUUGAAAGCGAGAAGGUUGGAGCGGGCGAUGCUCACGUAACCAUCCCCCCGUCCCCACUCUCAACCCCUGCACCCUUUCUUCAAUGGGGGCUGUCGGCAGGUCGUUUUCUCUCCAAAUCGUCUUGUCCUUCCUCUUGCAUCCAGACCCGCGUUCACUCCAGACCGUGGCGAUGCUGGCACAUGAAGCUAGACUGGAGUGUAGAAGCGUUUCCUUUACCUUUUUUCUUUUAACCAUUCAGUCCUCUACAGUGGGCAUGACCUGCGGCAGCCCUCUCCCCUCUCCCUUCCCUCUCUCCCUUCCCUCUCCCCUUCCCUCUCCUUCAUACAGAACAAUGUACAAUACAUGUCGAUGUACAUAACUUUUCUUAAAAAAAAAAAAAACAUGUCUUAAAAAAAAAUGCAAAAAUGACAGAUCACUGUUGAGUCUUUUGAACAUUAUAUUGUAGUUUUUAAUUACCUAAAAAAGAAACUGAAAAAAAUCGUAUGAAUUUGCUUAUUUUUUAAGUUUUCUUUUUUCUUUUCUCUCGUUUGUCUAGCGGAGAAAAAAAGAAACAAAGCUAAAUGUCCCUUGCCCUGAAUCUAUAUAUACAUAUAUAUAUAUAUACAUACUUAUAUUUUUUCUAAUGGCUGUAUAGUUUACAGUUGCAGGGAGGAAUUAAACCGGCAAGACGUGGAUUGACAGGAACAUGGCCGACUUCACAACUGACAGGCGCCACCAACAAAACAGUGCAACCAAAAAACACACGCGCACCGCACACACUUCGGCAAGUAUCUUUGGUGCUUUCUCCGCCCCCCCCCCCCCUUUUUUUUUGUUUUUUAAGGAUUCACACCAAGAAUAUAAUUACUUUUAUCCGCGGUUUGCCACAACAACUCAUCUGGCCAGAGGUCGAUUUAAGGGAUCCCUCAUGACACCUACCGGAGGCCCUUCUAAACAGACCGUUUUCUUUUUUAAAGAAGGAUUUUAAAACCAUGUAUUUAUAUUUUCAACGUAUAUGCUUGCUGUUCCACUCACCCAAGUCCCAUGCCAGCGCCACCCUGACGUUGGUGGAGAGGGGCUCAAAGGGCUGUCUUUCAAUCUUUUUUCCCCCCCCAGAUUUCUUUGGGUGUGUGUGUGUGGAAGCCCAUUUUUUUUGGUUGUAUUAUUAUUAUUUUUUUCAACACGUUUAUACACAUUAUAAAUAAGGAAAUACUGCUUCCCGAAGCACUCCUGCGUUGGGUUUGGUUAGAAUUCUGCCGUCGGUGCUUGUGGCUGCAGGACCCCGUCCUGGUUGUGAGCUUGACCCGGUCUCUGGUGAGUUUUGCGGAAACGGGUUGGAGGCCGUUGUGUUUUGUUUUUUCUAUUUAGUUUUUGUGAAUGACACGCAUGUGUGUUUGUUGUGCGAGCGUGGAGAGAGCGCAGAGGCACACACGUGAAUAUGUGGGUGUGUUAAUUUUUUUUUUUUUGUGACUGUCAAGUGUGAGUAAUUCCCCCGGGUGUGGGGGUUUGACCCUCUGUGCCUCCCAUGGAGGCUGCUCCUUAAAAAAAAUCAUCUCGUAGGGUGACGGUCGUGGCUCCUGAAGCUGGGGUCCCACUCUUUUUCUAGUGGCUAGUGAAACCCAAGCAUCCUCCAUUGGGUGUUGGUAGCUGGCGAAUGCAGAACCACACGACUCUGGAGCCACCAGUGGCGGUACCACCGUCAGGUGGCCCCCUGAUUGAGUGGAGCGGGGCCCCCAGCGACCGACUCCCCAAUGUACAGAUAGCAUGUUUCCUUUUUGUUACCCUUUUUAGUUUUACUUAAUUUUCUUCUUUUUCUUUCUCCAAAUGGCUUAUUCAUCAUUUUUGGGGUGGGGGGCUGUUUCUUAUCACUUUAUUUAUAUUUGCAUAUUUGUACCAUAUGAUCUUAUUUUUAUAGCAUUCACAACAUCUAGGUCUCUUUUUUGAGAAGAAAACUCAUCAUCUUUUUUUUUUCAGGCUUAGCUUUUGCUGUUUUGGAAACAUUUAAAGUACAAGUGUCAUUUAGAUGUUUGUUUCUAAAUUGUAUUGAGAUGGUAUUUUUGUAUGUGUAUCACUUCCUUUAAACGAAUCCACACACCCAUUAAAUCCUUGAAACCUACAA
This is a messenger RNA of Gadus macrocephalus (Pacific cod), 4945 nucleotides long. It is a transcript of the gene papolg, whose product is annotated as poly(A) polymerase gamma. Gene Ontology annotation, molecular function: RNA binding; poly(A) RNA polymerase activity. Bases 148 to 2700 code for a protein of 850 amino acids. The transcript has 24 exons. Gene Ontology annotation, cellular component: nucleus. Lineage: Eukaryota; Metazoa; Chordata; Actinopteri; Gadiformes; Gadidae. The record is from RefSeq and is a predicted model, not a curated record.